Molecule: messenger RNA, 318 nt
Organism: Daldinia childiae
Lineage: Eukaryota; Fungi; Ascomycota; Sordariomycetes; Xylariales; Hypoxylaceae
Product: Mitochondrial import inner membrane translocase subunit TIM14
Exons: 3
Coding region: 1-318 (105 amino acids)
Biological process (GO): protein import into mitochondrial matrix
Cellular component (GO): PAM complex, Tim23 associated import motor
Molecular function (GO): ATPase activator activity
Source: RefSeq, a predicted model, not a curated record
AUGGCCUCAGCCCUCGCUAUCGGAACAGGUGUUGCGGCCGCUGCCUUUCUUGGCCGCGCAGGACUCGUCGCAUGGCGGCGCUCUCGGGGAGGCGUCGGAGCGCUGGGCAAAGCAUUUUACAAAGGCGGUUUUGAGCCGCGCAUGACCAAGAAAGAAGCUACUCUAAUACUAUCUCUCAAUGAACGAGCCAUCACGAAGGAAAAAGUCCGAAAAGCCCACCGGACGCUCAUGCUUCUCAACCAUCCCGAUCGAGGCGGAAGCCCUUAUUUAGCUACCAAAGUCAACGAAGCAAAAGAAUUCUUGGAAAAGAAUAGUUAG